AUGCGCAGGCGUGCAUUCUUGAGUUGGGAUUGGCGGGUGACGAGGAGGGACGGGGCGGGACUUCUCUCUCGGCGCACGCUCUGUAGGCGGAGGGGGCGGAGCUGCCGGUGUCAGUGGAUCCAAGUGUCCGAGCGUGAGGCGUCCUCCCAGUCCCUCCCCUUCCCGGCUCCUCCUCAAGCGGAAGACCAUUCAUCAAGGAUUUUGUAUUCAAGGUUCAAAAGUUUGUUACCCAAGAUGAUGAAUGCUGACAUGGAUGCAGUUGAUGCUGAAAAUCAGGUGGAACUGGAGGAAAAGACACGACUUAUUAAUCAAGUGUUGGAACUUCAACACACACUUGAAGAUCUCUCUGCAAGAGUUGAUGCAGUUAAGGAAGAAAAUUUGAAGCUAAAAUCAGAAAACCAAGUUCUUGGACAAUAUAUAGAAAACCUCAUGUCAGCUUCUAGUGUUUUUCAAACAACUGACACAAAAAGCAAAAGAAAGUAAGGGAUUGAUAUCCCUUUAUGGAAUUGCUGCUGAUCAUUUCUGUAAAACUUGGAUAGAUUCCAAAAGUUACAGUACUUUUGUUUGUGGAUUCAUUGAAUAUUUAUGAAGAUAAUGUCAGAUCUAGGCAAAAUUAACAGCAUUAACAGGAGACUUCCAUAAGUUUGUAUAUUAUAUUAGUCUAUGAAAAUGUGCAGAUGUACUGUAGGAACUUUAUAAUUAGAAUUGCAUAUAUUUAUGAAACUUGAAAAUGAACGUUUUAACGAAUUUGCUUUGAUUUAUAGGUUAGCACUGUCUUUUAUUAUAAGUUUAGUAAAAUAUACAAGAAAAUAAUCACCAUGUUGUGAAAAAGUGACCAAAAUCAGUAUUGAAUGCACAGCUUUAUGUACUCUGUCCACCAUUGUGUGC
This is a messenger RNA of Galeopterus variegatus (Sunda flying lemur), 888 nucleotides long. It is a transcript of the gene SCOC, whose product is annotated as short coiled-coil protein. The record is from RefSeq and is a predicted model, not a curated record. NCBI's taxonomy places the organism in Eukaryota, Metazoa, Chordata, Mammalia, Dermoptera, Cynocephalidae. Gene Ontology annotation, cellular component: trans-Golgi network.